AUGAAUGGCCACACGUCCGUGCCUUCACGGCUCUAUCAGGCCGAGUCAGUCCAGCUCGACGACUUCAAGCAGAUCUGCUCGCGCACCAUUGAAACAUUUACCUACCCACUGGCCUGUGCCGUGGAGCGCAACGUCCCCAUCUAUGACCUCGCCGUACUCGAGGCGCGGUCGAUGACAGCCGAGACCCCCUCCCUCCUGCAGGAUGAAUGGCAUCACAUCCUGCACAUCGGUCCCGGCAUAUUUGUCCUCAACAUCCUGUCCGCCACCAAUUCAGCCUUCGACCGAAUCAUCGCCAAGGAGCGUGCCUACAACAUAUCGAAAGGCGACCACUUCGCCGCGGGCGGCAUCAAUGACCGAAUCUGGAACGCUUUCCAGAAACACGGCGAAGAAGACCUCGCCUCUUUCCUCGCCUACUACUCCAACCCAUGGCUAGCUACCGUCUGCAACGCUUGGCUCAGCCCAGAUUACCGCAUCACGGCACAAUUCCUGACACUGCAGGGGGCCGUCGCACACACCGGCAUGCCUGCUGAUAGUGGUCCAACCCGCUUCUUACCAUUCAGCCAGACUUACGCACCAGGAUAUCUCGCCUGGCGAAGACCCGAUUUCCGCGCCUUCUUCCAAGAGAACUACGUCGCGCUCCCACUCAACCUAGGAGACGGCAUCUUCUUUUCCACGCCGCAGGCGCAAAUACCAUGUCCCCAUCGAACGGCUUUCGCCGCGUCGCAAACCUCCUACAAAUAA
This is a messenger RNA of Penicillium maclennaniae, 741 nucleotides long. RefSeq names its product phytanoyl-CoA dioxygenase family protein. Lineage: Eukaryota; Fungi; Ascomycota; Eurotiomycetes; Eurotiales; Aspergillaceae. The record is from RefSeq and is a predicted model, not a curated record. The coding region runs from base 1 to 741 and encodes 246 amino acids. The transcript is spliced from 3 exons.